GAUACAGCCUGGCUUGCUGGGUUCCUCCAGUAUUUUGCAUGUGAAGAGGAUAGUUCCCUUACAAGUGGAAAAAAUGUGAAGAAAUAUAGUUGAGGAUGAAGCAGAGCAGAGUUAAACAGAAGGUUGGGAUCCGGCCUUCUUCCAUUGUUGAUAAGGGAAAUAAAAGACAGAAGACUGGCUUGGCUCAAGACAUUGAGACGUUGAGUAGUUCCCAUGCAGAUUGGGGAAACCUGCACUAUGAUUUAAUUCUGCACAUCUUCCAGUACUUGCCAUUGGUGGAUCGGGCUUGUGCAUCAUCAGUGUGUAGAACGUGGAAUGAAGUCUUUCACAUGCCUGAACUAUGGAGACGGUUUGAAUUUGAACUGAAUCAGCCAGCAACAUCCUAUUUGAAUUCAACUCACCCAGAUCUAAUCCAGCAAAUAAUCAAAAAGCAUGCUGAUCAUUUGCAAUAUGUCAGUUUUAAGGUUGACAGUAGCACUGAGUCUGCAGAGGCAGCUUGUGAUAUUCUUUCACAGCUGGUCAACUGUUCCAUAAAGACCCUGGGGCUGAUUUCCACAGCAAGACCUAGUUUUAUGAAUUUGUCAAAGUCACGCUUCGUAUCAGCUCUGACUGUGGUGUUUGUGAACUCUAAAUCGCUUUCGUCAAUCAAGAUUGAUGACACACCAGUAGACGAUCCAUCUCUGAAAGUUUUGGUGGCUAAUAACAGUGACACUCUGAAACUCUUGAAAAUGAGCAGCUGCCCUCACGUUUCACCUGCAGGCAUUCUUUGUGUGGCAGACCAAUGCUAUGGACUCAGAGAGCUGGCACUAAAUUAUUACCUUUUGAGCGAUGAAUUGCUAUUAGCUCUUUCCAGUGAAAAACAUGUUCACCUGGAACACCUUCGCAUUGAUGUGGUGAGUGAGAACCCUGGACAGACCCAAUUCCACAGCAUAAAAAAAAGUAGCUGGGAUGCUCUUGUUAAACACUCUCCAAAAGUCAACAUCGUCAUGUACUUCUUUCUGUAUGAAGAAGAGUUUGACCCAUUUUUCCACGAUGAGACUCCAGUCACACACAUCUACUUUGGCCGUGCAGUCAGUAAGGAAAUGUUGGGUCGUAUUGGAAUGAACUGUCCAAGACUUAUUGAGCUGGUGGUCUGUGCAAAUGGUCAUCGGCCUCUGGAUGACGAGCUCAUUUGCAUUGCAAAGCGCUGCAAAAACCUAACUGCCAUGGGCCUGGGUGAAUGCGAGGUUUCAUGCAGUGCAUUUGUAGAAUUUGUGAAGCUGUGUGGAGGACGAUUAACUCAACUAUCCAUCAUGGAGGAAGUGCUGAUACCAGAUGAGAAAUAUAACGUGGAACAAAUCCACUGGGAGGUUUCCAAAUAUCUGGGAAGGGUAUGGUUCCCAGAUAUGAUGCCUACAUGGUAAAACUGAUGCAUAUUAGCUGAGACAGGGAAUAGGGAAAUAGUUUGCUCUGCUUCAACAAAUAAAAGUUACUUAUAAAACAACUACUAUACUAAAGAAGUAAUAUGCUAAGAUUGUAAAAGCCAAGAUCUACUGGGGUGUACUUUUUGUGUGGAUUCAGAUGAUUACCAUAAUUAUGACUAUUUCUGAUUACUUGCAGAUUAUAUAAUUUCAAAGCAUAAUUACUUUCAGAUUCUGAACCGAUUGAGUUGAAAAUUGAUAUUUAAGAUACAGGUUGAAUACCUCUUAUCUGAAAUUCUGAAAUCCAGAUUUUUGAGUGCUAACAUGAUGUCACAAAUGGAAAAUUCCAAAAGGCAUUGGGAAGAUUCCCAGGCAAUGCACAGGUCUCUGCAUAUCAUAGACAGUUCUGAAAUGUGAGAAAAUCUGCAGAUGCUGGAAAUCCAAAUAAACAUAGAGUUCGGAUGUGUAAUGAGCUGGAAUUAAUGAAUAAAUAGAAAAACAUUGCAUAAAGUGAAAAAUGAGGAUCUCUAUGAAGUAUUUUUUUAAAAAAAGGAUUUGUUAGUGUUGGAGGUGAACAUGUGCCGCUUAACGGUGUGAUGAUGAUGGUUGGUCGUUGCAAAGAUCUGGAAGGAAAAUGACCAUCGCUGUUGGACUUUUCUUCCUGCCUGGGUUGUGUAGGUUUAUAGUGAGGAUUGGUGUGCGCAGACCAGUUCCACUCUUUAGGCCGGGGCACGUUCCACAGUGGGACAGCAAGUUGUGAUGACUGCAGUGACCGCAAGGCUGUAGGAGAAGUAUCAAAGUUUUCCUUCUCCUAGACUGCUUGGCAAGGCUAAUGCAUCCCAUCUACCCAGGUUUGGAAUCUGAGUUGGGCUUCUCCUAGGCUGGCUGCCAAUGAAGGCUGAGCCCUGCCUGCCCUCCCAGUUAUACUGCUGGACACUCGAUCACACCGUAGCAUAGCAAACUCCAUAAGAACAGGGAUGCCACUUGAAGGCAUUGCUAUGGCAUGGUAGUGUCGGAGAGGUCAAAUGUGAGUGAACUCCUGCCUGGCAAGCCAAACAGUGGUCAUACAGCGAUCACUCCACCCAUAACAUUGUGCUGAUCAUGAAACGAGUGAAGAUCAAUCGUGAUGAAUUAAAAUUUGAAGGUAAUUGUGAAUAUUCAGCAGGCUGGUUGCAGAAAUUUAAGAAAAGGCAUAGCAUUAAAUUUUUAAAGUUUAAAAAAAUUUUAAAAGGUAAUGAACCUGCUGAUCACGAAGCAGCAGAAAAAAUCAUUAAGUUUCAUUAGGUGGAGACUGAAAGCCUGCCAUUGCUUGUUCAGUAGCUGAUUUGGGUAGUCUCCCAAUGUUGCUGUGCUGCUUUUGUUACUCUGGACACAUUAUAUUCAUGGUACGUAAUUGUUACUGUUAAGUACCUGUGUGAUAAGCAAAUGUAAGACAGCUUACUGGUAGUACAUAAAUUCAGUCAGAAAUAUGGCUAUCUCAUGUAUUCCAAAAUCUGAAGAAAGCACUUCUGACCUCAAGUAUUUCAGCUAAGGGGUACAACCUGUAUUCACUUGGUAAUCACAAAAUUGAGCUGAAUAUUGUGGACUGCUCAAGACAAUGGCAUCUAUGAAGAUUUUCUUUGGCUCAAGUAUAGAAAAUCUGAACUGAUUGACAAUAAGCUAAUUUAUUUGUGAUUUUGAGCAGCUGCUUUUUUCUGAACUUCCUAAGCCAGUGCAAAAAUCUGUCUGCUUCACUGUUAAAUUUUGUUUUGAUUCCAUGGCACCUUACUCACAUUGUAAGCAUAAGCAGUAGCAUAUUUAAUAAAAUGUAACUAUUGCUUUGGCAAAAAGAAAACAAACCACAUGAACCGAUACACUUUAAAACUUGUUUUGAAGAAAUGCACCAGAUAUCGUAUCCAGUUAACUGCUAAUUUUUUACUACUGAUUUUUAAUUUAAUCCUCUUACUUUUUGCUGUAAAUAUUACUUGAUACUUAAUCUGAAUUUUAAAAUCUUUCUGUGUAUCAGCUUAAUCUUCAUUGAGGCAAAACAGAUUUUGUUUAGUUUUCAAUGUAUUUAUUCGGAGUUAGAACUACUGAGUUAUGCUACCUUAUUUAUCUCUGCAUAGGUUAUAUGGGUAAUAUUUGAUCUGCCCGCAAGUGUAUAAGCUUGAUAAAUAUCUGGAAUAUUUAACUCUAUUUGAGAUUUAAACUUGCCAUUAGAUAGUGGAAAAUAACUUUAAUGGUGUAAAUAGAUAUCAAGAAUUAAUAUGGAUGUCAUUCAAAGUUGUGAUGCCUCCAUAUGCAUUAUAUUGGAUUCUGAUAUAACUACAGUGUAGUUGAUUAUUAAAUAUUGUACAAUUGAGUUUUUUCCUGUAAACACCUGUGCAAGAAAAUGACUCUCGAAGUAGGAUAUGGUAGCAUGUAUAUUUUGAUAAUAAAUUUACUUUGAACUUUAUUGAUGUAAAAAUAGCAAUGCUAGAUUUUGAACAUGUCAUUAUACAGAAGCAGGACAUUUGGAAUUAAUUUGGAAUGAUAUUACUUCAUCUGACUUCAUCUUCUCAACAUUUCCACCCUAUUUGAUAGGUCAGCUCUGUAAAUGCUAUUGUAAAACUUGACAUUAGUUUUGCAUUGCCAUGGAAGAACCCAACAUAAAUUUCACUCCAAAUAAAUUUAGCAGAUUAGUAACCUUGGUUGAUCAGAAAGCUCUCAGAUCAUGGAAGGUUAAUUAGAAUAUAUUAGUAUUUGAAGAUGAUGCCUCAUUAUUGAUCCAGUUCAAGUGGAGUGUCUAAAGAUGAUAAAUAAGACAAUAGUAAUCUAAGCACAAUGGUUUGAUAUCCACAUUGCAUUUGACAUGCCUGAGUUUGAAAAGUUGGAAUCCAGUUGAGGAAACAAAAACAUUAAAAUGUGGCAUCGUUCCAUGUGAAGGCACAAUAUCAAAGAUACUUGGGUAUAGCUGAACAUGAAGGUCUGUGAAAAUUUAUGAUGAUGAUUAUGAAGACACAUAGUCUUUUAUUGUCAUUUAGUAAUGCAUGCAUUAAGAAAUGAUACAUUAUUUCCUCCAGUGUGAUAUCACAAAACACAGGACAAACCAAGACUAAAAAAACUGCCUAAACCACAUAAUUAUAACAUAUAGUUACAAACAGUGUACCAAUACCAUAACUUGAUGAAGUCCGUGAGCACAGUAAAGUUCAAAGUUUCUCAAUUUAUGGUUUGGAAGUAGCUGUAAUACUGUGCUUCAUUACACCAUAAACUAAGGUCAUCAACGAACAAGUAGCUAAAGCUAAAAAUGUUUUUGGAAGUGCAGUAAAUUCGUGUACAUAAAAUCCUUUAAUAAAGUUACUGAGAAUAUCCUGCAGUUGCUAAAAAUAUAGAAACAGCAACCCUGCUUGUGUGUUUAUAUGAAUUAUUAGUAAUGUAGCAAUAACAGUUAGCAAUUCUAAAACAAAAUCAUUUGAUUUGUGUCCAAUAAGCUUAAAUUGAAUAUGUCUCUCUCAUAAUAUGACUGAACUUUGCAUUUAAUUAUUAAGAUUACUAUCCUUUGGGAAAGCUUGGCUUGGAACAACAAAUGAAUUUAAGACAAUUUUAUUUGGGGUGAAACGUCAACCAACACGUACAUCUUAAAAACACUUACCAAAUUUAGAUGACUAUCUUGAAAUAUUAUUUUUAAGUUAAUUAAAAUUGCUGUAAAUGUAUGAACUUGCUGAUAAUACAUCUUCAGGAAAACAUUUACACUGCUCAUUAAGUUUUCUGUAUUUUCUUACUGUGAUUAUAAAAUUCAGAAAUCAAAAGUAAUUGUUUGACUGGAGCAGAUAAUUAAUAGAUGCAUUAGAAGUGGAAUACUUUGGUCAUUAAAGCAAACUGUGU
Mobula hypostoma (lesser devil ray) is the source of this 5243-nucleotide messenger RNA. Its product is annotated as F-box/LRR-repeat protein 3-like. The record is from RefSeq and is a predicted model, not a curated record. The coding region runs from base 96 to 1403 and encodes 435 amino acids. NCBI's taxonomy places the organism in Eukaryota, Metazoa, Chordata, Chondrichthyes, Myliobatiformes, Myliobatidae. Gene Ontology annotation, molecular function: protein binding. The transcript is spliced from 5 exons.